ACAACAUGGGACCGCCAAGGAAACUUGUUCUGCUGCUCUUCAUGAGUGCAGAAAUCAGCAUCGGAUCCACAGAAGCUCCCCCUACAGCUGCAGUGGUGGUGGUGUCUCCUCAGAGUCCUUUUUACUCUGGAGAGAGAGUCACUCUGAGGUGUGAAGUAGCAAAGUACACAGACUGGAGUCAGUAUUACUGGUACAGAGACAACAGCCCAGAUCCAGGCGGGAACAGUGAGACCAUCACCAUCACACUCCCACAAGAGGCUGGUCAAUACCAGUGCUCUGGACAGAGGAAGGACCGUCCCCAGACAUCAUCUUUAAGUGAGCAUAGUCACAUUGAGUGCAAAGAAGAAACGCCAACUCCAACCAUUAGUACAGACAGAGGGGCACCAGUGUUCACAGGAAAUUCAGUUACCCUGAGAUGUGACGUGGACCAGUCCACUGGAUGGACAUUCUACUGGUACAGACACACGCAGGCCUCUUAUCCUGUAGCCCAGACUGAUGGAAACUCCUACAGCAUCAGCUCUGUUAAAGUGUCUGAUGGAGGACAGUACUGGUGCAGAGCUGGGAGAGGAGACACAGUCUACUACACACACCACAGCAAUGAGGUGCGGGUGAAAAUCACAGAAAGUCCCAAAGUCGUUGCAACCCUCCUGUCCAACUGGACAGGUUUCUUCUGUGGAGAGAGGAUCAAGUUCAGAUGCGACAUACAGGGAGAUCAACACAGAGUCUGGCAAUACAGCUGGUAUAAAAACAGGACUAUGAUACCUAAUCCAGUACCUACAUGGCACGAGUACACAAUAUAUUAUGCUCAAGUGUCCCACAGUGGUGAGUACAGCUGCAGAGGAACACGCAGUAGAGACUCACAGACAUCAGAGACCAGUGAACUUGUCAGAAUUACAGUGUCAGAAAAACCAAAGCCAGCAGUUAGAGGACCUCCACAGACCUGGCUGACUGAAGGAGACUCAGUGACUCUGAGCUGUGAGGUUACAGGCUCCACUACAGACUGGAGAUUCCACUGGUACAAGACUGCCCCCUACAGGCCUGGGUUGACAUAUUUUACAUAUGAAAGCAGAGCAUAUUAUGUAGAGCUGCUCUCAGAAAGCAUCAGAGGAGUUGGAGGCUCCUACACUCUCAGCCCUGCUGCUCUUAGACACACAGGGGUUUAUGUGUGCAGAGCAGAGAGAGGAGAGCCAGCCUAUCACACAGAGUUCAGCCAACCUCAGCCUCUCUGGGUCACAGGUCAUUCCCCUCCAUCCUCCCUGGUUGUCCAUCCCAAUACAAAUCAUCAUUUUGAUCGUGAGUUUCUUUCCCUAAGCUGUGUGGGGAGCGUAAACUUAACUGGAUGGAGAUUGAGAUGGUUCACAGGAUGGUCAGAGAAUGAUAUGUGUCCCACUGGUUGGACAGAAGCAGGAUCCACCUGUAGAACAGAAAAAGCAUUUUCAUUAGACAGUGGAAUUUACUGGUGUCAGUCUGAGUCUGGAGAGCAGAGUAAUCCUGUCAACAUCACAGUGCACACUGGUAAUGUGAUCCUGGAGAGUCCUGCCCAUCCUAUGACUGAGGGAGGUCCUCUGACUCUGCGCUGUAGAUAUCGCUACCAGCCAUCAAACAUCAGUGCUGACUUCUAUAAAGAUGGGACACUCCUGCAGACCUCCACCACAGGAGAGAUGACCAUCCCUGCAGUCUCAAAGUCACAUGAAGGCCUCUACAAGUGCAGCAACCCAGAGAGAGGAGAGUCACCAGAGAGCUGGAUCACCGUAAAUGUUGCAGCACCACAUUCUGGGUCCUCUCUGCUGGUAACUGUGGGUGUUGUUGUUGGACUGGUGCUUAUGAUCGUGCUCAUCAUAAUCCUAGUUUUGCUGUUUCACUUCAAAAAGCUGAAAGCAGGUGUCAUACAAACACCUCCUCUUGGCCAACAACAGCUCAACACCAGUCAGAAUCAGGACCUGAGCCAAUCUGCAGGAAAUGAAGGAGAUCAGACAGGAUAUGAACCAUUGCACAGUGGAACCACAAAUGUGUAUGACACUGUCGGUACAGCUGACCAGAAAGAGGAAGGUGCCGCCACAGUAGGACAGAGCGAUGUGACAUAUGCCACCAUUGAUCAGAAGAGUACUUGUGACAAAAUCAAAAAGAAGAGGACAAAAAAUGGAGGUAAACCAGAGCCAGAUAUAGUUUACUCAGAACUCAAAGCAGUGAAGGUCACAGCCAAAGUCAACGAGUCUCAAGUGGAUGCGGUUUACUCUGAAGUGAAGCACCCAACCUCUUCAGACUGUGCUGUUAAUGUUGGAUCUGAAUCUGUCAGAAUGCUGAAGAUACAAGACAGCAUGGAUACAGGAUGCCUGUUCCUGCUCAUCUUUUUUACUUUUCACAUCUACUUUGGAAACACUGAGGAUGUAUCGACAGCUGUUUUGACUCUUGAGCCAAACAGAACAACAAUCUUCCAAGGAGAGACUGUCCACCUUAACUGCAGCGUAAAAGGACAGAACAGCUAUUACAGGUGGUACAAAUUGCAGAGAAGGGAUUCGAAUGGCUACUUUACUGAUGUGACUUCAUGGGAUCAGAGAAGCAUAUUUGAGAUUCAUCAUGCAAAAGAUGGUGGGAUCUACCGCUGCAUUGCAGAUAGUCUUCAGAGCAAUGUUCUCAAUCUAACUGUUUCAGGUCUUCCUAAAGCUAAACUGACUGUCGAGCCAGAGGUCUGUGUGUUCAUUGGUGAGACGGUCACUCUGAUUUGUGAGAUAGAGUCUCACCGUGGCUGGACAUACAAGUGGUAUAAAGGCCUAAAUCCCAAUCCGGUGUCUGAGUCUGAAGAAAACACCUUCACCAUCAGUGGAGCUGGUUACUCUGAUGAGGGCCAGUUCUGGUGUCGGGGGGAAAGGAGAGACAGACCCACAGCAUCAGAGACCAGUGGAAUCAUUGUUCUUGUUGUCCAAGGUCUGCCUGUGACAAUGCUAACCGUAGAGCCACAGAGUCCUGUGUUCACUGGAGAGACUGUCACUUUCAAGUGCACAAUAUACCAUUUUGAUGGCUGGACGUAUAAGUGGUACAAAGCCCCCAGUUCAAAUCCUGUGUUUGAGUCAAAUGGAAACACCUUCACCAUCAGAGGAGCUGCUGAAUCUGAUAAGGGCCAGUACUGGUGUCAGGGGGAGAGGAGAGAUAGACCCACAAUAUCAUACCCCGGUGGAUCAGUGAUUCUCAAAGUGAUGGGUCUGCCUGUGACAAUGCUAACCGUAGAGCCACAGAGUCCUGUGUUCACUGGAGAGACUGUCACUUUCAAGUGCACAAUAUACCAUUUUGAUGGCUGGACGUAUAAGUGGUACAAAGCCCCCAGUUCAAAUCCUGUGUUUGAGUCAAAUGGAAACACCUUCACCAUCAGAGGAGCUGCUGAAUCUGAUAAGGGCCAGUACUGGUGUCAGGGGGAGAGGAGAGAUAGACCCACAAUAUCAUACCCCGGUGGAUCAGUGAUUCUCAAAGUGAUGGGUCUGCCUGUGACAAUGCUAACCGUAGAGCCACAGAGUCCUGUGUUCACUGGAGAGACUGUCACUUUCAAGUGCACAAUAUACCAUUUUGAUGGCUGGACGUAUAAGUGGUACAAAGCCCCCAGUUCAAAUCCUGUGUUUGAGUCAAAUGGAAACACCUUCACCAUCAGAGGAGCUGCUGAAUCUGAUAAGGGCCAGUACUGGUGUCAGGGGGAGAGGAGAGAUAGACCCACAAUAUCAUACCCCAGUGGAUCAGUGAUUCUCAAAGUGAUGGGUUCUCUGCCCAAACCUACACUCUCUCUCAAGGGCUCUGCACCAGUUCUCACUGGAAACUAUGUCUCGCUGACCUGUGAAUUGCAGUCUGCUGGGUGGCUCUUCUACUAUUACAAAACCACACUGGACUCACAGCAUGUUAGUGUGUCUGAAAUAAACUCCUACAGCAUCAACUCUGUUAAAGUAUCUGAUGGAGGACAGUACUGGUGCAGAGCUGGGAGAGGAGACCCAGUCUUCUAUACUCAAUAUAGUGAUGCAUUGUGGGUAAAUGUCACUGAGAGACCAAAAGCUGUUGUGAGUUUGGAGCUUAAUUGGACACAAAUCUUCCGUGGAGAGACAGUCACCCUACGGUGUAACAUCCAGACAGAGGAAAACCAUGACUGGGAGUACAGCUGGUACAGGAAUGGGAUUCUUCGCUCUGUAAAUCAUCUCUAUACUUUCACCGCUACUUAUGUAUCCAAAGACAACUACACAUGCAGGGGACAACAAAAAAACAACCAGAUGGAGUCAGACUUUAGUGAAGCUUUUACUUUGAAUGUGAUUGAAAAACCAAAGCCAGUUCUUAGAGGACCUCCACAGACCUGGCUGACUGAAGGAGACUCAGUGACUCUGAGCUGUGAGGUUAGAGGCUCCACUACAGGCUGGAGAUUCCACUGGUACAGAUAUGUUUCUUUUAGAAACAGAUUACCCACUGUUACAUAUGGAGGCACAACAUACUAUCUAGAGCUUCUCUCUAAUGGUGAGAGAGAAACUGGAGGCUCCUACAUUCUCAGCCCUGCUGCUCUUAGACACACAGGGGUUUAUGUGUGCAGAGCAGAGAGAGGAGAGCCAGCCUCUCACACAGAGUUCAGCGAUCCUCAGCCUCUUUUUAUCACAGGUGUUCCUUCAGCCUCCUUGGUGAUUAAACCCAAUAGAACUCAGCACUUCACAGGUGACUCUCUCUCCCUAAGCUGUGAGGUGCAGGGCAACUCUACUGGAUGGAGACUGAGGUGGUUUACCAAGAAACCGGAAAUAUCACAGUGUCCAUAUUCGUGGACAGCAGCAUCGGGUCCUCGAUGUCAUACUGUCUUGUACGCAUCUGACAGCGGCGUGUACUGGUGUCAGUCAGACAACAGCAAGUACAGUCACAUUGUCAACAUAACCGUGCACAAUGGGCCUGUGAUCAUUGACAGCCCUGCCUACCCAGUGACUGAGGGAGAUCCUUUGAGUCUGCGCUGUGUGUAUCGCUCUCAGCCAGCUGACUUCCACGCUAAUUUCUUUAAAGACAGCUUGCCUUUGAAAAACCAUACAAGUGGAGAAAUGACCAUCACUGCUGUCUCAAGGAAGGAUGAGGGCUACUACCAAUGUGACAACACACAAGGAAUAUCACUUAUGGCCUAUGUUACAGUUAAAGCCUCAUUCUCAGAGCCUGGGUCCUCCCACGUGCUAGUCGCUGUGUCUGUGGUACUGGUGACUCUCUUAAUUUUGGUUAUCAUGCUGGCCCUGCUGUUUUGCUCCAAAAAAGUCAAGGGUUUGCAUGAUCAUACAACUUUUGCUCAUCAAGAUCAGAGUCUUAAUGACCAAACUCAACACCUGAAUCAGCAAGGAUGUACUCAUCUGGAGAGUGACAUAACACAUGUGUAUGACACAGUCAACAUACAAAAUGGAGGAGAAGAUGAGGAUACAACAGGAUCUACAACUGAUUUGACAUAUGCUCAACUUGAACUGAAACCGAUCAAAAAUAAGCAGAAAAUCAACAGUGAUGAACAUGUGCCCAGUGAUGUGAUCUACGCUAAGGUUAACAUUACAGCAAAGAAGCCAAAAAAUAAAGGGGAAGAUCAGCCACCAAAUGGCGAUGUGACAUACGCUACAGUCAAUGUUAAAGCAAAGGAGCUUAGUACAAAAGAUCACUGAAGCUGGACCAUCGUGUCAUUCAGGGUUUGAAAACCAGAAGAUUUUGAUGAAUGUCAGCAUUACUUUCAAAAAGUAUAAAGUGUGCCGAAAUGUAAUGCUACCAUGCAUGUUACUUUAAGAGAAGCCACAAAGUAUUGUAAGCACACACACACACUCUCUCUCUCUCUCUCACUCUAUCUCUCUCUCUUACACACACACACAAACAUACACAAAACUGAAUAGUUUUGAGAAAAGGGUGACAGGUAAAAAAAAAAAAAUGUGUUUUAGCAAUUGUGAAAAACUGUAAAAUGCAUAACAUUCCAAAUACACACAGACAGACAGAGAGAGAUCUGCAACAUUUGAGGCCACAAGUUAUAAAUUGUGGGAACUGUGAGCUUCAGCUUCCAAACAAAAACAGGAGAUUUAGAAUAUCAAUGUAUCUUUAUCUUUUUAUUGGAACAUUUCAAUGAAGUUUGACAAAUGCCAUUGACAUGGGGGCAUUUUGGUCAUGAUGAAUUUCCAACAAUGGGGGGGGGCAUAUGGUUAUGAAGGUGAUGUUGAAGGUGAUGUACAGUAUACUGUACUUAUCAUCUCAUGUGUGGGCACCUGCCAAAUCAUAUUUUUUUCAUAAUAAUUGUGAUCGCAAUAAACAUCUUUGAGCAGCUA
Molecule: messenger RNA, 6281 nt
Organism: Alosa sapidissima (American shad)
Lineage: Eukaryota; Metazoa; Chordata; Actinopteri; Clupeiformes; Clupeidae
Product: basement membrane-specific heparan sulfate proteoglycan core protein-like
Exons: 36
Coding region: 6-5636 (1876 amino acids)
Biological process (GO): cell surface receptor signaling pathway
Molecular function (GO): transmembrane signaling receptor activity
Source: RefSeq, a predicted model, not a curated record